AUGGCUAAACCAUCGGCCUCCUCUCCGUCGGCGGCGUCCUCCCCGGCGCUGAAGCGCGCGACACCAAGCACCCAGAAUAUGCGAAGCCAGAAAUCAAUUCUGGGAUUCUUCCAAAAAUCAUCACCAGCAACUCCUUCCAAUAAUCGCGUUCGAGAGCCGGCUUCUUCUCCCGCACAAAGAGCCGCGGAGCAGCGUAGCACUGUCAAGCCCACACCCAAGGAGCAAAAACGAAGCUUUUCAAGCUUUGCGCAGGACUUGAGUCCUGUACCGAGCAGCGAUCUCCCGAUACCAGAGGAAGUAGAGGAGAAUGGAAAAAUUUUGAAGACUACCAAAGAGGCACAACAGGAGUCCGCCAUGUCGCCUUCGCGUCGGGGUCAAAAGAAGGUCAGCUACAAGGAGUCUGACUCCGAGGGCGAAGAUGACGAUGAGGUUAUUUUCCGUCCUAAUCGCCAGGACCGUGUCUCUGGCCGGGCAGUGAAGAGAAGACGAAGCGAGCCAGAGAGCGAGGAUGAGUUUAAAGCGGCCGGCGAUGAUAUUGGAUACUCGGACGAUGACAUGGACGAUUUUGUCGUCGCAGAUGACUCUGAGGAAGAAGCUAUCGCAUCAUCCACCAAACGGAAGAGACCCUCCACGCAAUCUGCACGCAAGUCCGCCUCCAAAUCCUCCUCCGUCCCCGCUCCUCCCCCACCUGUCGACGACAUCGAUAUUGAUAUUCCCGAGGGAGAGGGUCCAUCUGGCACCGCGAAGAAAUGGACGUUUGAUCCGGAAAACAGGGAACCUCGGAAGGAGCGGGCUGCUGUGGUUCCCUCCAAGGCACCGGCCAGUGCCAAAAAAGAGAAAGCCCACAUUAAAGAGCCGGAGCAACGUUAUUCAUGGCUCGCGACGCUCAAGGAUAUCGAUGGCAAUCCAAAGGGCCACCCUGACUACGAUCCCCGCACCAUCUACAUUCCUCCUCUUGCAUGGUCCAGAUUCUCGCCUUUCGAAAAACAAUACUGGGAGAUUAAACAGAAGUUUUGGGAUACCGUUGUCUUCUUCAAGAAGGGCAAGUUCUAUGAACUUUACGAGAACGACGCCACUAUUGGUCACCAGCUUUUCGAUCUCAAGCUCACUGACAGAGUCAAUAUGCGCAUGGUCGGUGUUCCUGAGAUGAGUUUAGAUCACUGGGCAAACCAGUUUGUGGCCAAGGGCUUCAAGAUUGCCCGUGUGGACCAGUCCGAAUCUGCUCUCGGCAAAGAGAUGCGUGAGAGGGAGGGCAAGAAGCCCACAAAAGAAGACAAGAUCAUCAAGCGAGAGCUCGCCUGCGUUCUCACUGCGGGAACGCUGGUUGAAGGGUCCAUGCUCCAAGAUGAUAUGUCUACCUACUGUGUUGCAAUCAAGGAAGCAAUUGUGGACGAACAUCCUGCGUUCGGAAUCUCUUUUGUUGAUACCGCUACAGGUCAAUUCUUUUUGUCUGAGUUUGUUGACGAUGUGGACAUGACCAAAUUCGAGACUUUCGUCGCACAAACACGCCCUCGAGAGUUGUUGCUGGAGAAGUCUUGUGUUUCGCAGAAGGCCAUGCGUAUCCUCAAAAACAAUACUGGCCCAACCACAAUCUGGAACUUCAUGAAACCAGGCAAAGAGUUCUGGGAAUCAGAUAUCACAAUUCGCGAGCUUGAGGCAAGCGAGUACUUCGUCUCCGCGGAUGACGAUAACCUCACAGCAUGGCCUGAGGUUCUGCGUCAAGCCCGCGAAAAGGAGCUGCUGAUGUGUGCAUUUGGUGCUAUGGUUCAAUAUCUGCGAGUGCUGAAGAUUGAGCGUGACUUGAUCACCAUUGGCAACUUCACGUGGUAUGACCCAAUCAAGAAGGCUACCAGCCUUGUCUUGGAUGGUCAGACUCUGAUCAACAUGGAAAUCUUCGCCAACUCCUUUGAUGGCGGCUCCGAAGGCACUUUGUUCCAAUUGCUCAACCGCUGCAUCACACCUUUCGGCAAGCGCAUGUUCAAGCAAUGGGUGUGCCACCCACUUGUGGAUUCAAAGAAGAUCAAUGCAAGACUUGACGCCGUCGAUGCCCUCAAUGGUGACCCUAGUGUCCGCGAUCAGUUCUCGUCCCAGUUAACAAAGAUGCCGGAUCUCGAGCGACUGAUCUCUCGUAUCCACGCUGGCAACUGCAAGGCUCAGGACUUUGUACGAGUCCUAGAAGGCUUUGAACAGAUUGACUAUACUAUGGGUCUCUUGAAGGAAAGUGAUAUCGGUUCAAGCGAAAGCAUUAUUGGUGAACUGAUAACCGCAAUGCCUGAUCUGGCCUCUCUGCUUGGCUACUGGAAGACCGCAUUUGAUCGGCCCAAGGCUAGGGAAAACGGAAUUCUCGUUCCCGAGGCUGGCGUUGAAGAGGACUUUGAUCAUUCCCAAGAAAUCAUCGAACAACUCCACAAAGACCUCGAUACACUACUCAAAAAGGCACGCCGAGACUUGGGCUCUUCUGCUAUCUGCUACCGGGACAAUGGCAAGGAGAUUUACCAGCUCGAGGUCCCUAUCAAGGUAAAGAACGUUCCCAAGGAUUGGAACCAGAUGUCUGCGACCAAACAGGUCAAGCGAUACUACUUCCCUGAGCUACGAAGCCUCAUUCGCAAGUUGCAAGAGGCCCAAGAAACCCAUAGUCAAAUUGUCAAGGAGGUUGCUCGACGGUUCCAUGCCCGAUUCGAUGAGCACUACAGCACAUGGCUUGCUGCUGUGAGAAUCGUUUCGCAGCUUGACUGUCUAAUCAGUUUAGCGAAGGCUUCUGGCGCUAUUGGUCACCCCAGUUGCCGGCCAGUUUUCGUGGACGACGAACGAAGUGUCCUAGAGUUUGAGGAGCUCCGUCACCCUUGUCUUCUUUCCUCUGUCGAGGACUUUAUUCCCAACGAUAUCCAGCUUGGAGGAGAGCAUGCCAAUAUUGAUUUGCUCACCGGUGCCAAUGCUGCCGGAAAGUCCACUGUUCUUCGAAUGACCUGUGUUGCGGUCAUCAUGGCUCAGAUCGGUUGCUAUCUUCCCUGUCAGUCAGCCCGAUUGACCCCGGUCGACCGAAUCAUGUCCCGUCUGGGCGCAAACGACAACAUCUUCGCAGCUCAGUCAACCUUCUUCGUCGAGUUGUCCGAGACAAAGAAAAUUCUCUCCGAGGCUACUCCGCGAUCACUAGUUAUUCUUGAUGAACUCGGUCGUGGAACUAGCUCUUAUGAUGGUGUCGCCGUGGCCCAGGCCGUGCUACAUCACAUUGCUACCCACAUCGGCGCACUGGGCUUCUUUGCCACUCACUACCACUCGCUCGCUGCCGAGUUCGAAAACCACCCUGAAAUCGCACCCAAGCGCAUGGCUAUCCACGUCGAUGAUGUCGAGCGCCGUGUCGCAUUCCUAUACAAGCUUGAGAAGGGCGUUGCGGAGGGCAGCUUCGGUAUGCAUUGUGCUUCUAUGUGCGGUAUCCCAAGCAAAGUCAUCGAAUGUGCCGAAAAUGCUGCCAAGCAGUGGGAGCAUACCAGCCGUCUCAAGGAAAGCCUCGAGCGUCGUAAGGGCGGUGGCUUCGUUGGUCUGGGGUGGUGGAGCGAUGUAGCUUGGGCCCUGCGUGAAACUGUCACAGAGGAAGAUUCAAACUCAGGGGAUGUCUCCGAUCGUGGCCUGGAUGUCUUGAUGAAGGCAAUCGAGGCCCUCUAG
Molecule: messenger RNA, 3663 nt
Organism: Penicillium paradoxum
Lineage: Eukaryota; Fungi; Ascomycota; Eurotiomycetes; Eurotiales; Aspergillaceae
Product: mismatch repair ATPase MSH6
Exons: 5
Coding region: 1-3663 (1220 amino acids)
Biological process (GO): mismatch repair
Cellular component (GO): nucleus; MutSalpha complex
Molecular function (GO): mismatched DNA binding; ATP-dependent DNA damage sensor activity; ATP binding
Source: RefSeq, a predicted model, not a curated record